This is a messenger RNA of Xiphophorus couchianus (Monterrey platyfish), 4344 nucleotides long. It is a transcript of the gene znf106b, whose product is annotated as zinc finger protein 106b. Gene Ontology annotation, cellular component: membrane; cytosol. Gene Ontology annotation, biological process: insulin receptor signaling pathway. The record is from RefSeq and is a predicted model, not a curated record. Bases 163 to 4224 code for a protein of 1353 amino acids. Lineage: Eukaryota; Metazoa; Chordata; Actinopteri; Cyprinodontiformes; Poeciliidae. The transcript is spliced from 21 exons. Gene Ontology annotation, molecular function: SH3 domain binding; RNA binding.
UGAACUAUUGGUCGACGUACAUUUGGACGCAAAAUACGUCAGCAAACAUGGCGGCGGUGUAAAGAAGGAGGGUUCUGGAGCCAUGUGAAAUUUGUCAGUGCAAAAACGAGGUAGAGACGGCGAGUGUUUGCAGUUUGGACUCAGGAUUGGAGUUGUUCAGACAUGGCAGACGUACAGAACAAAAAAAAGGAGGUGCAGAAAGCACCAAAAAAAAAGGCAAAAAAGAAGAAACCUGCACAACCCCUUCAAAAUGCGAAGACAAACUACUGCAUUGUAUGUCGUGACACAUAUUUAAAAAAUGAAGCACAUGAUCAUAUGCAGAGCAUGCAUCAUCACAAUGAGCUGGAGAAGGUGUUGGGCAAGGAUGCCUUUCACAAUUGCCAGGCAUGCAAGAUACAUUCAUUGGGUUUGAACGAAUACGGCACUCAUAUCCUAACAUCUCAGCACCAAACUCGGUUUAAGAACCUGAAGAGCAAAAAUGUUAAGCCUGUCUCUCUGGUCAAGACUCUCAGCUCAGCUACUAUAAAGAGCAUCCUGGCAAGAAACAAGGCACUGAGGAACCAGAAAAAGAAGGAAGAGAAGAAGACUAGAAAGAAACAGAAGCAGGAAACCGGGAAUAGGUGUGCAAAGACACAACAAUCUGGUGUUCAAAGCAAAAGUUUGGACUCCAACGGAACGAUACAACCCAACCAAAUGCAAAUGAGAACUCCAAAUCAGUGGCAGCAACCACGCUUCCCAGGAAGCAACUAUGGUGUCAUUCAAAAUAAGGAGAACAAAAUGUUCCUCAUGGAGAAACCGCCUCUAUACAGACCAUUUCCUGAUCAGAACUGGAGGCCACCUUAUCUGCCAAGCACUCCUGUUCAUCAACCUUUUCAUCACCAAUAUGGCUGGCAUGAGGACCACCAAUGGCAUAAUGGUUACUUUGCCAACAACCAGUAUUACCAAGGGAAAAUGAACAGGUUCCAAUCUAGUCCAUAUAGCUACCCUAGUACUCCAGCUGGCCCGUCGAAACAAAUGAUGCCCACAGUGAGCCAGAGCAACUUUAACCAGCAGAAACCGACGGGACAAUGUUCCAUCCCCAGCAGGCCGCUCCCUUAUGAUGGGGCCAACUUGCUUGAUCACAACAAAUCAGAGAAGGGGAAUUCCACUCAACCAAAACAUGCGAAAACCGACUCAGUUCGGCCAGAAAGUUCAAACAGUUCGGCUCCGGGGCAUUCCGAAAACAAAUCCGGCAGUCAGGCUCCUAUGGGGGACGUUGGUGUUGGCUUCACGCUGAAGCAAAUCAGGAGAGCACUGGGCGUCAGGGAGCCAUGCAGGGCGGAUCGAGAAGCUCGGCGGCAGAACGGGAACGACCACACUGAGGAUCGCUGCGCAGAGAAGCAAGAUGGUGCAGACCAGCAGGCAGAAACUCCGGCUAAGACUGAGCUGGCCAGCACCCAUGCUACUGCUGCUAAUGCUGGUGCUUUUCCUUCCACUAUCACUCCCCCAAAGCAGAAACAGACAACUUCCAAAAAAAGACAAAAACCCAACCAAACACUGAGUCCUCAACUAAACGACAAUGAAGCAAAGUCUCAGGAGGCCAGCAAUGCUUCGACCUCCGUGAUGCCCGCUGAGCUCAAUUUUACAAAAUCUCCUAAAGUCCGGGUUGCCCACAAAUCCAGUACGGCUAAAGCAGCGAAAGAGAUCAUUCGUAAACCAAUCCUGGACAAGCUGCUUCACCUAUCCAGAGCCAAGAGCAGGUUGAACUGGGAUGAGAGGUACAGCGAUAUGAAAAGGAAAAGCUUAAAAGGCAUGCCGCGGUUCGGAAUCAAGUUUGGAACCCAGCCGACUGACGUUGAAUGCCCUCUGCAAGAAGGUGACCUGCCUCUAUCUGAGGGUUUCCAUUGGGAAUCAUUUCCAGACAGCCUUUUAGUCCCGUCUUCUGCUGUGCCCUGUUCACAAGGCAAUCGGCUUGAAACGCAGUCAGAGUCCCAGACACGGGACUCUUCAGAGCAACCCGACGUCCCCCAGGCAAGCUACAGCAGCAAGACGGCAAAAAUGGUUUCUGUGAAAGUAGAACCAAAACUGGAGGAUGAGAACGAAGAAGUGAGCAGAAAGAGGACUAUCAGUAUGGUGGAAGAAGAUGGCCUUUCUGACAGACCAAACUGUAAAAAGAAGAAAACAAAAUCAAGAAAGGAUAAUUUAGACCAGAGUCAGAUGGACCAGCUACUGGCUGUCUCGCUCAGGGAGGACGAGCUGAGCCACUCGCUGCAGGAUCUAGACCAAUCUAUGAUCCAGGCGCGCAAUGCGCUGCAAACGGCGUACGCAGAGGUCCAAAGACUGCUGCUUCUGAAACAACAGAUUACAACUGAGGUCAACAACCUGAGAACAAAACGCAUUGAGAUCCUGCAAGGAAUGCAAGAAGGAUACUCUGGAGCCACCAUCAUCUCACCUGGUCCUGCAUCCACCAUGCCAUCAACUUCCUUUCCUUCCUCACUGAACCUGCAGCAGCGUGGAGCAACCCGGGCCUCUUCAAUGACUCUACCGCAGACGGCUCCCCUCACCUGUCCGGCUGGGUCGCUGAAGCAAGAGGUGGCUCAUGUAGUUGCAGCGGGACAGACGAGUCAGCUGUUCAUACCCUCUGCUCUGCAACCCACCAUUCCAGAGGUCCCCACUUCACCUCACGGACCUCCUCCUGAAUCCUUUGCCAGGCAGCAAGAGCAGGAGCCGAGGGACAGGUUGACGUGUGUAAAGACCAAGGUUUCGGAAAAACAAAUACAAUCUUCGGAUGUUGUGGAAGGAGCAGAAGAAAAUCAAAGCACAGAACAGGAUAUAGGAGAACGUCCUGGAAAAGAGCAGGAAAAAGUGUUACUCAUGGACGAUGAGGUUGAUGAGGGCAACGAGAGCGACGACUCAGUGGAGGUGGUAAAUGCCUCCAAACUGGAUGUCAUACACAUUGAGGAAUCAGAAUGUGAGGACUCAACAGAGACAGUUUCUCCAGAGCAGCCCGAAGAUCCCCAGAAGUCUGUGAGCGUGGAGCUGAACUGUGUGAGCACGCAAACGUUUCAGCAAUGUGAAACAGAGAGGAAAUCUGUGCCUGCAGUUAAACAGAAAAAAGAUGUCAGUCAGCCUGCAGAGUCUGUGGAAGAAGAGGAUCCUUAUUUAGGGGACUUUUUGAGUCAUUCCGGCCCCGUCCACGGCCUUCAGAUCCACAGCGGACAGCUAUACACGUGCUCAGGAGAUAACACGGCCCGGGCCUACAGCCUGCUGACCAGAGAGUGUGAAGCGGUGUUUCAGGGUCACACAAACAAAGUGAACUGUCUGCUGGUGUCGUCUCUACCGAACAUGCCUGCACGCCUCUACACCGGAUCCAGUGACCAAACUAUUCGCUGUUACAGCAUAAAGUCUAAAAAGUGCCUUGACCAGAUCACUCUACCAGACAGAGUGCUGUGUUUGCACAUCGCCUGGAAUAUUCUGUAUGUUGGGCUCGCCAGCGGAUGUGUCAUCAGCUAUGACCUGAAGAUGCUGAAGGAACUGGACAUGCUGGAGUGCCACGGCCCACGCGGCGUGAGCUGCCUCGGCACGUCUCAGGAGGGCGCGCGGCGCCUGCUGCUGGUCGGGUCGUACGACAGCACCAUCAGCGUCCGCGACGCCAAGAGCGGCCUGCUGCUGCGGACGCUGGAGGGUCACACCAAGACUGUGCUUUGUAUGAAGGUGGUGAAUGAUCUGGUUUUUAGUGGUUCCAGUGACACAUCUGUCCACGCCCACAACAUCCACACGGGGGAGUUGGUUCGGAUCUACAAGGGUCACGGUCACGCCGUCACAUCCAUCGUCAUUCUGGGGAAAGUGAUGGUGACGGCCUGCCUGGAUAAAUUAGUUCGUGUUUAUGAGCUGCAGUCCCAUGAUCGUCUGCAAGUCUACGGGGGUCACAGUGACAUGGUGAUGUGCAUGGCUGUGCACAAGAGUGUGAUCUACACAGGCUGCUAUGACGGCAGCGUUCAAGCUGUAAAACUCAACUUACUGAAAAACUACCGCUGCUGGUGGCAGAGUUGCUCCCUGAUUUUUGGCAUUCAGGAGCAUCUCUUUCAGCACCUCAUCCAAGACCACAGCAACUCCAAUAUGCAGACGGUCAAAUGUCGCUGGAAGGAGUGCAACCAUUUUUUCAGCACACAGCAGUCAGUCAGACAGGAACUGCCCGAACACCUGCAGAAUCACAUUGAGAGUGACGGCAAGCUUCAGCCUUGACAGGAGGGGAGUUGAAGCUAUGCAGAAGACGAUGCAAAGAAUCUGUGCGUUUUGCUCUUUUCUUUGUAGAAACACAUCUGAUACCGAUAUUCUGGAAUAAAUUCGGGGUUUAAAUCAUCA